Molecule: messenger RNA, 1497 nt
Organism: Arabidopsis lyrata subsp. lyrata
Lineage: Eukaryota; Viridiplantae; Streptophyta; Magnoliopsida; Brassicales; Brassicaceae
Product: short-chain dehydrogenase TIC 32, chloroplastic
Exons: 6
Coding region: 209-1213 (334 amino acids)
Source: RefSeq, a predicted model, not a curated record
UCAAAAACACUCUAAUAAUUUUUACUCGUUUCUUACAAAGAUAUUAAGAAUGAUACAACAUAAAAAAAUGUUGUCUCCCUUUAUCCGCAAUUGUUCCUCAAAGAAGUAGCACUAUAAAUAGUCUCAUCACCCAAAGACAUAAACCCCAACACUCAAACCUCAACUGCUCUCCCAUAACCGAAACCGAGAGAAAGAAAAAUAGAAAAAGAUGAUUGAGACGGUUAAACACCUGAUCGGCUCCGGUGGUCCCAGCGGAUUCGGGUCAAGAUCCACCGCCGAUCAUGUCACUUGUAAUUCUGAUCUCCGUUCUCUAACUGCCAUCAUCACUGGCGCUACGUCGGGGAUAGGAGCGGAGACAGCGCGUGUUCUUGCUAAGCGUGGAGCUCGACUUGUGCUUCCGGCUCGGAGCGUCAAAACCGCCGAGGAAACAAAAGCUCGUAUCCUGGCGGAGUUUCCUGAUGCGGAGAUCAUCGUUAUGCAUCUUGAUCUCAGCUCACUUACCUCUGUCCGCCGAUUCGUGGACGAUUUCGAAUCUCUCAAUCUCCCACUCAACAUCCUCAUAAACAAUGCCGGGAAAUACGCGCAUAAGCAUGCCAUCUCUGAGGACGGUGUGGAGAUGACCUUUGCCACUAAUUAUCUCGGCCAUUUUCUGCUGACGAAACUGCUGUUAAAGAAGAUGAUUGAAACGGCGGCACAAACCGGCGUGCAAGGCCGUAUAGUCAACGUCACGUCCGUCAUCCAUAGCUGGUUUUCCGGUGAUAUGUUGCAAUAUCUCGCCGAUAUCUCGCGGAACAAUAGAAAUUACGAUGCGACUCGAGCCUACGCUCUCUCCAAGCUCGCCAACGUGCUCCACACUCUUGAGCUUUCCCGGAUUCUCCAUAAAAUGGAUGCUAAUGUGACGGCCAAUUGUGUCCAUCCUGGUAUCGUGAGAACCCGUCUCACAAGAGAUCGAGAAGGCAUCGUCACAGACUUAGUGUUUUUCUUGACCUCCAAGCUAUUGAAGUCUGUUCCUCAGGCAGCAGCUACGACAUGUUACGUGGCAACAAGUCCGAGAUUGAGGAACGUGUGUGGCAAGUACUUCUCAGACUGCAACGAAGCUAGGACAUCUAAAUUCGGGUCUUGCAAUCUUAAAGCUCAGAGACUCUGGACUGCUUCUGACUUGUUGGUUUCUCCACCCAAUUCCACUCCCGAUCUUUCUCAAACGUCCUUUUAAUCAACAACCAUCCUAGCUAUUUCUACGUGUAUAUCCCAAGCCCUCUAUAUAGUAUAGUAAUACCUUAUAAUUAAUAGCUAUAGCAAUAUACUAUAGAUGAAUGGGCCAAACGUUCCUUUGUGUGUGUGCAUAUAAGCAAGCCUCCCUAUAUUUAAUAUGUGGUUAUGGUUUGACAUUAUAUAUUGUUAAUAUAUUAGUUGUAGGGUUUUGUAAUCCUAGCUAGCUAGGUCCUUGUUAUGUAAUAUAUAUAUAUAUACAUCAUUCAAAACAUUAAAAAAUUUCAU